This is a messenger RNA of Microstroma glucosiphilum, 3630 nucleotides long. RefSeq lists its product as hypothetical. Gene Ontology annotation, biological process: protein localization to kinetochore; mitotic sister chromatid biorientation; mitotic spindle assembly checkpoint signaling. Lineage: Eukaryota; Fungi; Basidiomycota; Exobasidiomycetes; Microstromatales; Microstromataceae. The transcript has 3 exons. The record is from RefSeq and is a predicted model, not a curated record. The coding region runs from base 96 to 3503 and encodes 1135 amino acids.
GUACGAAAGAGUCAACUCACAUCCUCCCUCUCCAUUCCCGACAUCCUUCGAUAUAGAACACCCUUCCCCAUCGUCCUCCUUCGAACAGAUCGAGGAUGGUACCACCCGUGUCUUCUAUGCCACAGCGGCCAACGCGUCGCUCCCUCGGCCCCACCUCGUCCUCCAACAAGGAUGACGCUCCUCGCGGUAUCCCUCCUCCAACCAAGAUCCCCAAGAGAGCCAACUCAAUUGCCGCGACGGAGAUCAUCAAGCGCUCCAACGGAGCCAACACAAUGGCUACGCUCGAGGAUCAGAGGCUCAAAGAGAGGGAGAAUAUGACACAGCCGCUGCCUGCGACCAGCAGACGCAAUGCACCGGGGCCUCGAAAGUCCUCAAUCCGAGCUCGUCCUCCUCAGGUGUUUGCAUCGCCUUCGGGAAUGACUCGCAGCCCUAAUGCACCUCCCCCUCGCCAAUCCAUUGGUGCAAUCGUCAAGUCCAAUUCUGAAGACAACAUCGCCAAUGCUGCUGCCUUGGUCGCAGAGAUCGAAGACGACACGCCUUCCAAGAAGAGAAAAGCAGACUCACCUCUCAAGGCUGUCAAGACUGCACGUCAAUCUCUUGCUCUGGGAGCAGCUAUGCGUGGCUCUCAGACUAUGAUCGUGGAGACUGUCAAGGAGAAGAAGAUGAGGAGGGUCACAUUCAGCAAUCGCCAAGAGAGGACUGACUUUAUUCGCGAUGAGCCCACUAUGCACAUUCGGGCUCCCAUUGAGGGUGACGCUGCCAGCAUCGCAGCCAACACCACCGCAUCGACGAGCUCGACUUCUGCGGGCGUAGAAGGGAACUCUAUCUCACGCUACGGAUCUAGGCUGGGCGAUGACGACGAUGACGAAUCUUCCAGCGAAGAGGAGGAAGAGGAUGAGACAUCUAUGAGCAUGGAGAUGGCCACCGUAUCUGGCUCCGUAGCGCCCCUGUCCGGCGAGGCAGACGACCAGACGAUGGACCUCACGGCACCUCUGGGUGCAGCCUCUUCGGCCCGCGCCCGAGGUCGUAGGUCUUCAGGAGCAGCUUCCAAUGGCAGCGUCGACAUGGACCUCACAGCUGCAACCGAUCGGGAGGACACCAUGGGCGAUGAGUCGGACCUGAUCGAUCUUGGGGCAGGCGAGGAGAGCGGCAUGGAUCUGACCAUGCCCAUGCAGACCUCAAUCCAGAGCAAGGGCAGGCGAGCUCGCGACAGUCUUGCUUCUCAUCGAGCAUUCGGCAGGCCCUCGCUAAGCCGCCCUCCUCGUGGACGCCCUUCUGCAUCUGCCUUCAAUGAGUCUGCCACGAUGGACCUCGAUCUGGACGAUGCCAGCAGAAGCGCUAUGGAGCUCACCGAAGUCAUGGGACAAGAGACGCUGGACCCUGCGAGUGACGAAGAAGGAGAGGAGCUCAGCAUGGACAUGGACAUCACCAACCAAGCAGGUAGCAGUAUGACCAGGGAAGCAGCCUCAGCCUCCUACCCUCCGCGUAGUCCACGAGCCCAAGCUCCAUUGCCCAACCUGCCCUUCCAACUUUCGCCAACCAAGUCUCCCGCUACACCCAGCCGGUUCAGACGCUCACUCGUUGGAGCCGAGUCUCCCAUGGUUUCACCCGCACGCAGGAUCCAAGCUCCCUACGAUCCGGCGCUGGGUCUGCCGCCUGCGUUGACACCUUCCAAAGCCAAUGGCCUGCCACCCUUGUCGUAUUCUGCUCGCAAGGCCUCGCCGAACAGGUUGUUCGCCUCUGAGCUUGCGGCUGCUGGCCCUCCUGUCAUGCGCAAAAGUCUAGGAGGAGCUUUGCCGUCGGCGCAUUCUCUCAAGCCCGGCAAGACACCGGUGGCUCUACAGACCCUUGCCGACGGAGCCAAGAAGCGCAACUCGAUUGUCGCUGCUGUUCUUCCCUACCCCCAAGCCGCAGCAGAAGACUCAGCUGAAGAUUACAGCGGCGAGGACAACAUGAGCAGUGAGGAGAGGGCAUCUAUGUCCUUCCAGUCUGCUCAUGGAGCUCCAGAAGAUGACGAAGCGUUCAGGCCUCCACCGCGAAACCUCACCUUGUCUGAGUUCUUCAGCCUAUCUGGUAUGAACUUCCACGACGACACACGACCUGUCAAGGUCCGUGUUUUGCCCACUCGAGAGACGAAGAAGCUCGGUGAUGGCAGUGAAAGGACUGUCGCUCAAUUCAAGGCUAUGGCCGGCAGUGUGCCAAUGCUGGAGACGCUCGUCAAUGCUUGUCGUGAGCUGCAUCAAUCCGGAGCCGAAAGUGAGAAGGUCCUCCGCGACAUCGAGGAGAGAUUCGUCAGCAACCCGCCAGACCUGGUCAGGGAGCUCCUGAGUCUAAGCAGCGAGGCCGAGAAGAAAGAGAUGGAAUCUCAAUUCAAGCUUCAGAAGCAAGCUGCCCGUGCCGUUGCGAAAGAGGGCUACCUGGGCUGGUGCCUCGACAACCAAUACGGUGAAGAAGUCGUCGCCAAUCUCCACUCGAUCAAAGAAUCUCUCGAGGAUGACCUGACCCGUCUCAAUGCCGACUCGAUCCGGCUUCAGCAGGAAAUCCUUCCUGUCUUGAGGGACCGCCGGAACGCUCUCCGCGAACAGGUCAACCGCGUCCGCGAGAGGAAAGUAGAGAUCGAGAAGUGCCCUGUAGAGGACCUUGAAGGCCUGCAUGCCGGCAUGGCAGAGCUCCUGCCCGAAUUGCAGUCUCGUCGCUCAGUCUACCUGGAGAAGCAAGAGGCUCUGGAGCGCAUGCGAGCUAAGCUGGAGGAGAAUCUCACCAAGAAGGCAGAGCUUGAGGAGGCUAUUGAGGCGAGCCGCAAGGUCUGCGAGCAGAUUCAGGGCUACACGCGUGGAGAGGCAGCUCGGCUUGCGGCCGACAUUCGAGAGGUGGAGAAGCUGCACAUGUGGAAGCUUCGCAGUGCGUCGCUUUCCAAGCUCCAUCUUACCCAUGACUGGACUCUCGAUUUGGUUGUACUUCUCGGCGCCGAUGGCUCAGCAGACGACAUCGAGCUGAGCCUGACGCCCUCUGCUGUAGGCAACGUCUUCCACGAGGAGUUCCUCGAGGCUCUGAAAGAGGACCUCGCUGAUCGUGAAGAGCCUUGGCGCGUGCCAGCUCUCAUUCGGCACAUCUCUACUGCCUGGACAUCGGCCCGCCGUCUUCAGUCCGAACUCUCCCAUCUUUCACUUUCAUACCCAUACGAGGUGCAGUCUCUGGCCAGUCAGCAACUGGGAGGUAGCAAGCGUCACAUCAAGGUGCAGACGUCGGUCCUGCUAGCGAAGCGACGCACGAAGGUGCUCGUGACCUUGCGAGUCGACCUGGACGCCCUGAUCUGGGGCGAUUAUCAAAAUCUCUUUGGCGGCGGUAAUGAGCUUGUCAAUGUCUCGGCAAUCUAUGGCCAGAUUGAGACAGAGGCAAUGGCCGCCCUGGUCGGAGAUCAUCUCAGUGCAGAAGACUUUAUGCUGGGAAGCGGCGCAAUUGCGCAGGCUUGCCAUGCUGCCGUCGAGACCUUUGCUGGUUAAGCUGCGAGACCACCGUCGCUUCGUAGUGCACGUCUCUCUUCCUGACGUAGCUGUCAUCUUGUUCUUGUUCACCGCUAUACCUUUUUUUCGAUCCUUGUCUCUGUGUAAUUGAUAUCCAAAUUCGCUG